Molecule: messenger RNA, 432 nt
Organism: Anisakis simplex (herring worm)
Lineage: Eukaryota; Metazoa; Nematoda; Chromadorea; Rhabditida; Anisakidae
Source: the annotation of a GenBank genome assembly
AUGGAAGAUUCGGCAACAGGAACAGAAUUAUUCUAUUGGUUAGCAACACCCAACAGACAGUUGCCGGCAAGAACCUCGAGUAGAAUUCAUCGAGGUGCGCGAACGCCAGCGGGGAGCUGUUCACGGACACUUCCGCUGCUAUGCUUCUUGAUCGUCGUCCUCUUCGACGAGUUGACCGCUGAUGAGAUCAAGAAGUUGCUCCUUGGACAAAACAUGUUCACUAAGAUUCAAGUACUUACUUGCCUCGCUCUAUCAGUUGUUCUGAUCGUCGUGUUAGCGAAUGCAGAAGAAUGCAAAGAUGCGAAUCCGGACUGUGUAGGUCGAGACUACGUUUGCACAGAAUACAAAGAUUACGCCGCACAAUACUGCAAGAAAACGUGUAACCUUUGCGGAGGUGGCAAUGGAGGUGAUUCGAGUGAUUUCAUUCGAUAA